UUGUAGUUUGGCAAUCUAUAAAACCUUGAAAUGUCCGUGAAUUGAAAUUUGAUAAUCCUCGGUGUUUUUCGAUACUCUGCGAUUUAAAACUGCUUUGUCAGCUGUUCCACUCGACCUUGUUGUACGCGAAAAAGUUUUGGAAUUAUCAAAUUUAAAAAAAAAAGAACUUUAAAAAUGCCGGAGGAAAAAUUAAGUUUGCAGGAGCUGUGGAAGAGAGUCUCCACAUCUGACAGUGGCUCGUUAAUGAAAAAACAUUUGACCCCUUCAGUGUACAACAGACUAAAAUCUAAAGUGACCGAUUAUGGAGGAACUUUGGCGGAUUGUAUACGAUCAGGAUGCAUGCAUUUGAAGAGCCAUUGUGGAAUUUACGCCUCAGACCCGGAAGCAUAUGACACAUUUUCUGACGUAUUCUAUCCCAUAAUACGCGAAUACCACAAAGUUGACAAACUUGAACACCCUGCUCCUGACUUUGGUGAUCUCAACAAUCUUGGUUUCGGUGACCUUGACCCCAAAGGACAAUUUAUAAACUCAACCAGAAUUCGAGUAGGGAGGAGUCAUGCAAAUUAUGGCUUCCCACCAACAUCAACAAAGGAGGACCGACUCGAGAUGGAAAAAAUGACAGUAGAUGCAUUGAGGACACUUCGAGGUGAGCUUGCAGGCAAAUACUACCCCCUAACGGGCAUGACCCCAGCGGUACAGAAACAGAUGACAGAGGACCAUUUCCUAUUCAGGGACGACGACCCUGUAUUGGGGGAUGCUCACGGAUACGAUGACUGGCCGGCAGGUCGUGGAAUCUUCUUUAGCAACAACAAGAAGUUCCUGGUCUGGGUGAACGAAGAGGACCAUCUUCGUAUCAUUUCCAUGCAGCAAGGAGGCCACCUGGCCGAGGUCUGGCAGAGACUUGUUAAGGGUCUACACGCCCUGGAGAAGAAGUUGACCUUUGCCCACCACCCAAAGUUUGGUUAUCUGACAUUUUGCCCGACCAACCUUGGCACCACCCUGAGAGCCAGUGUGCAUAUUCGUAUUCCCCACCUCUCAAAACACAAGGACUUCAAUAAGAUCUGUGAAGGCUUGAACCUUCAGCCAAGAGGUAUACAUGGAGAACAUUCUGAUAGUGUUGGUGGCGUGUAUGACAUCUCCAACAAGAGACGUAUGGGACUCUCUGAGAUCGAGGCAGUCCAGGAAAUGAGGCGUGGCGUAGAGAAAAUCAUCGAACUUGAAUCUGGUUUGAAAACCAAAGGCAAAUUGUAAAUUAUGAGACUUUCAAAGACUCUAGUAUAUUUUGUGACAGAAUAUCUCACUAUUUUAUGAAAAUAAAUUCAUGACUUAUGUGUUUUGUACAACUCUAACUUGGAAAUUUAACGACAAAAACAAUAUUUUUGUAAUUUCAUGUGACACUGUGUGCUAAUUUUUGAAAUAAAACCUAAAAGUUU
Mercenaria mercenaria is the source of this 1433-nucleotide messenger RNA. Its product is annotated as arginine kinase-like. Gene Ontology annotation, molecular function: creatine kinase activity. NCBI's taxonomy places the organism in Eukaryota, Metazoa, Mollusca, Bivalvia, Venerida, Veneridae. The record is from RefSeq and is a predicted model, not a curated record. The coding region runs from base 175 to 1251 and encodes 358 amino acids. Gene Ontology annotation, biological process: phosphocreatine biosynthetic process. The transcript is spliced from 6 exons.